Messenger RNA from Trypanosoma conorhini, 1413 nucleotides. RefSeq lists its product as uncharacterized. The transcript has a single exon. The record is from RefSeq and is a predicted model, not a curated record. Lineage: Eukaryota; Euglenozoa; Kinetoplastea; Trypanosomatida; Trypanosomatidae. The coding region runs from base 1 to 1413 and encodes 470 amino acids.
AUGCGAUGCUCUUUGGCGUUGCGCAAAGUCACAAAGGUCCCUACGCGCAGCGUGGUGCCGGCGGACGAGCUUCGCUAUCAUCCGCGGUAUUCGAUCUCUCGAAAGAUGGUGCUCAGCAGCUCUUUUAACAGCGUAGAUGAAAAAAACCGGUUUGUUUCUUUGCGUAUCAUAUUGGAGAGGCUCAGUGGUCACGCUGGAAGGCGCCAGUACAAAAUGAUGUGUGACUUUACCCGCCACUUCGAGAAACUGAAGGAGGAGGGAAUUGAUUGGCAUGAACUCAAGUGGUUAAAUCGGACCGAAUUACUAGAUCUGUUUGACAAUGUUCUCGCUCUCUCACGCACGGAACGAGCCGUACUUCUUCCAGCCAUUGAGGCGAAGACGUGUGGAGUCCUUCGUCGCUCCGACACGAGACACUCCACAUCGAUUUGUGUUAAUCGGGGCGUGGCGGAGCAUGGGUGGCGUUGUGGACUCUACGGCCACACAAACGAUGUCUACUUUGAAGGGAAGACAAAGGCUAAUCCUGCCGCUCUGCAACUUUACCAUCGCUCUUCUGUUCGUAGUGUUGAACGUUCUGGUGUACGGGUUGAGGUGAGGACGGCCCCUGACUUCUCUGUUGUGGGCCGUUUUAAUCAUUCGCUCAGUCCACGCGUCUGGAGCACCCCCGAGAAUCCUGUUUUUCAGGUCUCGACGAUCGGGUACGAGUUCCGCGUUCAUCCCGAGGACCCACGCGUGGUCCCACAGAUAGAGGCAGCGGCGCAUGAGUGGGAACUACAUGCGGCAGUCACACAACAAGUCGUCUGGGAGAUGCUGGAAAUGUACGCGGUUGAGCGCAAUCCACAGCCGUUGGAGUUGAAGUCCGGUGAGAUGGGCGCCCCCGAUUGCCCAAGUGCGUAUUCCAGCGCAUUCACCGUGGUACAUGAAUCGGGUGCUGAAGUGCCGGCGAAACAGGCUGCACGAACGGAGCAGCGCAUGGUGUCAACGGAUGGUCGUGAGGUGCCUUGGUUUAGGGAACCUUUGCCGCAAAUAUUCGAGGAUGGAAUUCCCGUUAUUCUGCCUUUUGCUCCCUCUAUCGUCGUGAGGAGUUCCUUUCGUCAAGUGACGCGUUCAUCGCUUGCUGAGGUGGAGCGUCAAUUGUUACAACCGGUUGUUGACAUUACUUGUUUUUUGCAUCCUCAAGCCUGUUUUUGGUGGAGCGAGGAGGAUGGGGAGCGGUGCCUCAACCACAUCGUUGAAUACGCGAAACGUAUACCUUAUGCUCUACCCUUCAACCUGUAUCUUCGCGUCGACACCACUAAGGAUUUUCGUAGCGUCCCAAGCAGAUUAGAGGAAAUGGAAAAGCGUCUCGAAGAGAAGUCGCAUUACUUUAAUCCUCGACACUUUCGAGAAUCUAUUACAAGUCAUUGCAGGAAGUAA